CUUUAUAGACAGUGUUCCCAGCAUUGGCUAAUCUAUUCUGGCUACUUGCUUCUGUAGGCUUCAUUAUGUCCUCAAAAUCCUCAAAAUCUCAAGUUAGGAAAAAACAACAAAGUCAAAAAAAGUCUGAUGUGGCAGAGCUACCCACAGCGAAAGGGCCACAUAAACCACAUUAUCCAUCAUGGUUAUUUGCUCAUUUCUAUGAUGAACUGGUCUCUAUUCUUAUUAAAGAUUGUGAUCUUUUACUUCAUCUCACCAAUUCUGUUACCAUCAAUCUACUGAAGCAUCCUGUUGACAUGGAAAAAAUACAGCGAAAUUCAAUUUCCAUUAUUGGAUGCAAAAUGCUUGCAAAUGCUAUCUUGGAGUACCUUAGUAAAGCAAGACGUCCUGAUUAUGCCAUAUGUGAUCUUUUGCUCAUACUCGAAGGUGAAGGCAAUGUAGAAUUAACUUCCUUAGUGAACAAAAUCAGAGAACAAGCUGAAAAAAACUCAUAUAAUAUUCAGCCUAAGUGCAAUGUCCAGAUAUUUUUAUCACUAGUUCAUGUAAGCCAAUCAUCCAAGUGCAUUGAAAAUUUUCGAAGCAGUUUCCAGUUGCCUCUUGAUCCAAAAUGUUCUCUAAUGGUAGCUUUAGAGUUCAUACCUUUAGAUAAAGUCUCACUGAAAGGCGUGAGUCCAAUAGGUCAAACGUCACCACUUUCUAUUAAUGAGCUCUGCGACGUGCCACCUUCCUCCUGGAUACUAAUAGAAGGCAUAUCUGGCAUUGGAAAAUCUACAUUAGCCUAUGAAAUGCUUAAGCAAUGGAAGGAUGGCACUGCAUUGCAGAAAUAUUCGUAUGUUCUAUUGUUACGUCUUCGUAAUGAAAAUGUGCAUCAAUAUUGGUCCUCGUCACCUAAUGUAGUACGAUUAAUUGAAGAUUGCUUAAAUGAGCAAUAUAAUGAGCCGCCAGAUAUAUUGAGCAACAGUGGCCAAAAUUUGCUUUUGAUUUUGGAAGGCUAUGAUGAACUUCCAAAGAAAAAGUUAAAAUGUAACGCACAAGUUUUUUAUCAAUUGAACAGAAAUUUUCACAAUGCUGUGGUCAUUAUUACAACUCGUCCUUCAUUUUCAUACCAGCUCUCCAAUAAAAUUUUGUUCACGAAAAAAAUUGAAAUAAUUGGAUUUAAUAAAUCUAACCAAGAUCAAUACAUCAAAGUAGCUUUUAAAAACGAUAAAGCUAAACAUGAUGAGUUCAAAGAAAGCAUAAAAAGCUGUCCUAUAAUUGCACAACACCUUAGCGUCCCCCUACACUUAGCCAUAAUGAUCAAGAUAUUUUCAAGUAGUACACAAAAGCCACUGCCUCAAACAAUAACAGAAUUGUAUGAGUCGUUUGCAAUGAUCUUAAUUUGCAAAAAUUCACCCCAAAAUGAGGAAAGUAUCUUUCAAAAAUGUUGUGAAAUAGCAUAUGAAGGUUUACUUGAGCAACAAAUAGUUUUUGAUUGUGAUGAGUUAAACACUCUUGGCUUAAUGCAGAGAGAAUCCAAAAUACCAGGCAAGGAAGGGGGAAUAAGAGCAGUUUCUUUUCUUCAUUUCAAAAUGCAAGAAUUCCUGGCUGCUUAUCACAUGCAAGCUGAAUUUUUGUUAAAGGAACAAAAGAAACUUUUUGAAAAGUACAAUAGUCAUCAACAACUUUUUCCUACAAUGCACUUUUUUUCAGGGCUCACAAAGCUUCAAAAAGGCCUUUGCAAAAUUAUCGAACUGACAGGUGCAUAUACAUUUCCCCUUGAUCAGUUUUAUCAUCUAAUGGAGAUAAAAAAUAAUGCUCUGGUUUCUGAAAUGCUGAAUGAAAAUGAAAUGAUUGAUGUGUCAUGUGUAUCAAGAGCUAUUACAGUGCAAGAUUUCUACAUAUUGGGGAGAUGCUUUGGCCUUUCAUCAUGUUCUUGGAAGUUUGGUUUUACAAUUCGUGGCUUAACAAGUGAGCACAUUAAGAUGUUUGUAUCUGGCUUUACUGAUGUAUUACCACAUAUGCAAUCACAACAGUCUCCGAAUCUCGAGCGUAUUGUUUUAUCCCUUAACCCAAUUGGUAAUGAAGGACUUGCUAUCUUCCUUAGUUUACCACCAUCAGUUUUAGGUACAAUCACUGAAUUUUUUUUACGAGCUGCAUCAUUGAAGAGUAAUGACUGUUUUAAAGAUUGCGUAACAAAAUUUGAGCAUUUCCAUGCAUUGAAAACUUUUCUGUUUCAUGACAAUGAGUUCAAAGAAGGUGAGCAGCAACAGCUAAUUGAUGUCCUCUGCCACGGUAAAUUGAAAAAUCUUAAAAAAGUUUCCUUUUCCAGCCUCAGCCCUCGAGAAUGCUCUACACUUUUAUCAAAAUCUCAUUUAACUCAACUGGAGCUAUAUGAGCUUUCUCAUGAAUCUGUUAAAGAGUUGUUCACGUCAUUAAAAACCAAAUGUUCUAAACUCAUAUCCAUUGAGUUAUAUCAAUCUCCAAUAACAAAAGCAAUUGUAGAGAGAAGUCUUCAAGAUUCUUUGCCUGACUGUAUACUCAAGGAAUUGAAACUGAUCAAUUGUGAGAUUGAUUCUAAAACUGCCAAUUUAAUUAUUAAUGCAGCUACGCAUAGUCCGACUCUCCAAGUUAUUGAUCUAAGUGACAAUAUCAUUGAUAAUGAAGGAGGUCAUUACAUUGCCAGCAAAUUGGAAGAGCUUCUAGUCUCAAGACCCAGACCAUCCCCCAGGCUACAAUUAGCUGGCGAAACUAGAGAGCUUCAUAAUUCAGCAGAAAAUAUUUUACAGCUAUUCUUGCAGCAUAACUUCUUCACCAAGAAGUCUAUUGAAGAGUUUACAGACAAGCUAACCCAGUUACCUUAUUCCUUUACCAUACACCUCUCACUGCAAUGGAAAGAUUAUGUUGAAACCAAAUUGAGUCUUAGUCCACAAGUUGAGAAAUUGCUAGUAAUCGAUGUUCAAAAUGAUAAUUUAGCUCUAAAAAGAAAACAGCAACAUCAUAGCACCCAACCUAGUAUUGCUUCUCUAACGUGCAAUGAUAUACCAGCACGGCAUGACGAAAGGCCAGACCUAGUUCCCAGUGCCACCGAUGACACUGAUGAGGAUGAUACAGAGUCUGGCUGGAAUAAAGUCAAAAAGAAAAGAAGAGGCCGUCGCCAUAAAUGAACAAUUGGUUUUUUGACAUUGCCUUCCUUUUCUUGUCUCCUUUUAUGGAGUGCUUCAUAUUGAUUAUUUUGUUUAUGUGAUUGUUAUUUGUGUUUAGUAGUUUUAGAUAUAACUGUUAUAAAACUGUAUAACAAUACACAUUAUUA
This is a messenger RNA of Amphimedon queenslandica, 3286 nucleotides long. Its product is annotated as NACHT, LRR and PYD domains-containing protein 4C-like. Lineage: Eukaryota; Metazoa; Porifera; Demospongiae; Haplosclerida; Niphatidae. Gene Ontology annotation, molecular function: protein binding. The transcript has 5 exons. The record is from RefSeq and is a predicted model, not a curated record. The coding region runs from base 66 to 3140 and encodes 1024 amino acids.